AUGGGUUAUCAAAAUACAAAACAAUUUAUCGAAUUAUCUAAACAAUUUUCGGCUGAUUCUUAUGAAAUGAUUAAUGCUUUGAGGAAAUGUUUUUCAACAAUGAUAAAUUUUAAAAAAGAAAGUGUUAACAAAUUAAUUAUAAAUUUAAUUAAAAGAAUAAAUAAUGGAGGUAUUUGGAUUAAUUCUAAAUUUAAAAAUAAAUUUUUAAAUUUAGUUUAUGGAUGUUUGAAUAUCAAUACAAUAAAAAUAAUUAAGGAUAUGUUUCAACGUUUCCCAACUGAUAUAGGCUGUUUAUCUCCCAUUUAUUUAAAUCAUAUAAUUCUUGAACCUGGCGAAUGUGUUUAUUAUGGAGCACAAGAAUUACAUGCAUAUCUUAGUGGAGAAUGUGUUGAAUGUGUAAGUUGUUCAAAUAAUACAAUACGUGCUGGAUUAACUAAUAAAUUUGUGGAUAAAGCAAAUUUAAUUAAAGUGCUUAAUUAUAGAAUGACUGAUCCAGAAUAUUAUUGUAAAUAUUUAUAA
Molecule: messenger RNA, 519 nt
Organism: Meloidogyne enterolobii
Lineage: Eukaryota; Metazoa; Nematoda; Chromadorea; Rhabditida; Meloidogynidae
Source: the annotation of a GenBank genome assembly